Lachancea mirantina is the source of this 2139-nucleotide messenger RNA. The record is from the annotation of a GenBank genome assembly. Lineage: Eukaryota; Fungi; Ascomycota; Saccharomycetes; Saccharomycetales; Saccharomycetaceae.
AUGUUUACAUCCCUCAACGGGCUAUUGAAACGGAUCACUACAAAAAGAACUAUGACAACCAUCACCAAAAACACAAAUUUGGCCGAUGCGAAGGCUCCACAGGUCAUGCUAAGCGCCAAGACGUUUUUUGACCAGCUCACGUCGCGCGAGAAGCUCUACGCGCAUUACAUGUCCAAAGCAUCUCACUGUGGGACGAGAAUUGUGUUGCGCCAGGUUUCGCAUGAAAGCGAAAGCAUUUACGAUUUGAUCAUGAUGGUGCACUCCGGGACUGGUGCAUCGUACCCUGAAACAGCUGACCGCGAGCUUUAUUUCGAUUACAUCUCGCAGUUUUUGGCCAAUUUGGGCAACUACAAGUCUUUUGGCGACACAAAGUUCGUUCCGCGCUGCUCAAAACAGUAUUUUUAUGGGCUUUUGGAGUUGGCGAACAUCGACAAAGCUGCCAGAAGCAGCGACGUUUCUGGCAAAUUCGCGUUGUGGCAGGACGUGAUAGAUAAAGGCAUCUUCGAAGUCGAUGAAAAAACCGGAUUACUCGGGUUUCCUGCUACGGGGUAUACGUCGUCGUAUUAUUUCGGCCCGGUAUCUGACAAAGACAUGGUCCUUCUGAAACACGAAGUGUUUGCUGCGCUAAAGAUUUUACCAGAAAAUACCAGAAUCAAGAAACUGGCAAGCGGCGAUUUUGAGAUUCUUGUGGCUUCUGCCUCUCGCAGUUCCGAGGUGCCAGGCUACCCGCAAGGGCCAGUAAGCCUCUCUAAUUGCAGAAGCGCGGUUUUCAAAUUUGGCGACCACUGUCGAGAGAUGGCGAAAAUUAGUGAAUAUCUGAGAGCCGCCCAGCGUUACGCGGCUAAUGAUGAGCAGGGUAGGUUCCUCGCCGAGUACAUACGCCAUUUCGAGACUGGCUCGUCUGAGGCCCACAAAGAGUCUCAAAAAAUCUGGGUCAAAGAUAUAUCGCCAGUAAUCGAGACAAACAUUGGGUUCAUCGAGACGUACCGUGAGCCCUCGGGAAUCAUUGGCGAAUUUGAGUCUCUGGUGGCUAUUCAGAAUAAAAAUCGGACGGCCAAGUUCAGUACUCUAGUCAAGAAUGCUGAGAAAUUCAUCAAGCUAUUGCCUUGGGGAUCUGAUUUCGAGAAACCUAAAUUCCAACCGCCAGAUUUUACUUCACUAGAGGUUCUGACUUUUGCCGGUAGUGGAAUACCGGCGGGUAUAAACAUUCCCAACUACGACGAUGUAAGGCUCAACAUCGGCUUUAAAAACGUCUCCCUCGGUAACAUUUUGAACGUGUCCCUGAACUCGAAGCAGACACCCACUUUUAUAAAGGACACGGACCUUGAACUUUUCAGAAAAUACCAAGCGGAUUCCUUCGAAGUUCAAGUGGGCAUUCACGAGCUCCUUGGCCACGGCUCGGGCAAGCUUAUGUGCGAACUCGAGGAUGGCACGUUCAAUUUCGAUGUUCAUAACCCGCCCCACGAUCUUUCUGGUAACCCCGUGAAAACUUACUAUCGCAAGGGUGAGACCUGGGGGUCUAAAUUCGGUAGUGUAGCUGGACCCUUCGAGGAAUGCCGUGCAGAAUUGAUUGCCAUGUAUUUGAUCACAAAUCGUGAGAUUCUGUCAAUCUUUGGCUUCGAUACCAGAGAAGAGCAGAACAACAUCAUUUACGCCGGGUUUCUGCAAAUGGCCAGGGCAGGCCUUGUCGCUCUCGAAUUCUGGGAUCCUUCCACGCGAAAAUGGGGCCAGCCUCACAUGCAGGCCAGGUUCGCCAUCAUGAAAACCCUGCUCAAUCACGCCAAUGGCUCUAAUUUGCUCACUUUGGAUUAUUCCCAAAGCGACCACAGCGAUUUGACGAUAAACCUGAACAGGUCAUUAAUUGAAAGUCAAGGACACGAUGCAAUUGCGCAGUUCCUACACGAGCUGCACAUCUAUAAAUGUUCGGGCGACCAAGACAGAGGUACGCAAUUCUUUCUCGAAAGAAGCGACGUUGACGGGGAUUUAGCAAAUUUUAGAUCAAUUGUGAUCGAGAAGAAACUACCAAGAAGACAGAUUAUUCAAGCCAAUACAGAUCUUGUGAACGACGAAAUUAAGCUUAAAGAAUAUGAAGAGUCUCCUUCCGGAAUGCUCCAGUCAUUCCUCGACAGAGAGGUCUAA